Molecule: messenger RNA, 5924 nt
Organism: Seriola aureovittata
Lineage: Eukaryota; Metazoa; Chordata; Actinopteri; Carangiformes; Carangidae
Gene: rxfp2a
Product: relaxin family peptide receptor 2a
Exons: 20
Coding region: 276-2549 (757 amino acids)
Biological process (GO): G protein-coupled receptor signaling pathway
Cellular component (GO): membrane
Molecular function (GO): protein binding; G protein-coupled receptor activity
Source: RefSeq, a predicted model, not a curated record
AGAGAGAAAGAUAAGGACACGGUGGCUCUAACAGAGUCUACAGAGAUAUGUGUGGAGAGGAUGUGGCUUUCCCCUUUACUUUCAGUGCUGCUACUUGAGCUGAUCCACCGGAUGGUUAUAGUCCCCCCCCUUCUAGCUUUAAAUGUAGUGUUUGCGCGAACAUAUUAUACUGACCGGGACCGGGAAUCUUCUGCUGACUUAUCUGUCGAUUGUUUGGCGGGUUUCACGGGGGGAACCUGUCCUGGAUCGGUGUGAGGCGUUACAGCCGGAGCGACAUGAGCGCAGGAAAACUUCUGAGGCUCCGGAUGGACGUGCCUGUCAUCAUUUUGCUCAUCCACUUGACCCGCACUGAGAUUAGAGCUCUGGUGGCCAGCAGCCAGGUGGAAGAAGAGACGGGAUGCCCCCUCGGCCAGUUCCCAUGUGGGAACAUGAGUGAGUGCCUCCCUCAGGCUCUGCAGUGUAACGGACACAGAGACUGUCCCAACGGAGCCGACGAGCGGCGCUGUGGGGACAACAUCGGAUGGGCGGACUUAUUUGGUCAAACUCUACAGAAUGCAAAUCCUGUGGACCAGUACUUCCUGAAUGAGUGUUUUUUGCAGGAGUAUCCAGAGAGUUGUGACUGCAUACAGACAGAUGUCAGUUGUGUGGAGGUGAAUCUGCAGGAUGUUCCUCUGCUCUCUCCAAACGUGACCUGGCUGUCACUGAGGAGCAACGAGAUCCGAGGGUUGUUGGAUUUUGUUUUCUCUGAAUACUCUGCCCUACAGAGACUGUUUCUUCAGAACAACAGCCUCCACUUCAUAUCCCAACAUGCCUUCAGCGGCCUGCACGGUUUAAAGAAGUUGUUUCUCAGUGAGAACUUGAUAUCCUCCCUCAGUCCCGGUGUGUUCAGGGAUCUGCAUGAACUAGAGUGGCUGGUUUUGGAUCACAACCCACUGAGCAUCUUGUCCCAGGACACGUUCAUUGGGCUCCAGUCGCUCAUGUAUCUGUCCAUGGUGGACACCGCACUGCAGCAGCUUCCUCACCCGAGCUUCUGUCAACACAUGCCUGCCUUGGUCUGGCUGGAUCUUGAGGGAAACAUGAUUCAAACUCUCAACUACUCUAUCUUGAAGACCUGCAGCAAGCUUGAAGUUCUAUUGCUGAUGGACAACAGGAUACAAACGGUUCCUGAAAACACCUUCCAGUCUCUGUGGAAACUGGCUGAACUGGAUCUAUCCAGCAACAGGAUCAGGGAGCUGCCAAAAAACACCUUUAAGAGCCUUUCCAAGUCGCUCCUCAAACUAAACAUCUCCCACAAUCCCCUUCUCCUAAUUCACCCCAGCCACUUCCACCACCUGGCGCAUCUUCAGUCUCUGGCGCUGGAAGGGAUAGAGAUCCCAGAUAUUCAGACUAAGAUGUUCCUGCCAAUGAAAAACCUGUCUCACAUAUACUUUAAGGAGUUCCAGUACUGCUCUUACGCACCUCACGUCAGGUCCUGUAAGCCCAACACAGAUGGCAUCUCAUCCUUUGAGGACCUGCUGGCUAAUAUAGUGCUGCGGGUGUCCGUCUGGGUCAUGGCCUUCAUCACCUGCUUCGGUAACCUCUUGGUCAUCGGCAUGAGGUCACUGAUACGAGCGGAGAACAAUCUGCAUGCUGCUUGCAUCAAAGUGCUCUGCUGUGCAGACUGCCUCAUGGGUGUGUACUUGUUUUUUGUUGGAGUGUUUGAUGUAAAGUUUCGCGGGCAGUACAAUCGUAACGCCCUGCUCUGGAUGGAGAGCGUAGAGUGUCGGACCAUUGGAUUCCUGGCCAUGCUCUCCUCAGAGGUGUCUGUUCUCCUCCUGACCUACCUGACUAUGGAAAAGUUCCUGGUGAUCGUCUUCCCCUUCAGCAAUCUGCGCCCGGGCAAACUUCAGACUGGGGUGGUCCUGGCCUCUAUCUGGUUACUGGGGUUCAUUAUUGCUGCUGUGCCCCUAAUGAAUGAGGACGUGUUUGGAAAUUAUUAUGGACGUAACGGAGUCUGCUUCCCCCUGCACUCUGACAGGCAAGAAAAACCUACUGCCAAAGGAUAUUCCACAGGGAUUUUUCUGGGUCUGAACCUGGUGGCAUUCCUGGUGAUCGUCUUCUCCUACUCCAGCAUGUUCUACUCCAUCUAUAAAACUGGCAUCAAUGCGACAGACCUGAGGAGCAGACUUCACAGAGAUGUGGCUGUGGCCAACAGGUUUUUCUUCAUAGUGUUCUCUGAUGCCCUCUGCUGGAUUCCUAUAUUCCUGGUGAAAAUCCUCUCACUGUUGAAGGUGGAGAUACCUGGAACCAUCUCCAGCUGGGUGGUCAUCUUCAUCCUUCCCAUCAACAGCGCCUUGAACCCCAUCCUUUACACCUUGACCACCAGCUUCUUCAGAGAGCAGGUGGAACUCUUACUCUGCCGUUGGCAGAGGAGACACAUCUUGAAAAAAGACCGCAAAAGCCUCACCUCCUCCACAAUCUUCAUGGAGAUGUCACGGGCUCCUUGCUACCAGCAGCCAGCCUACCUCCAGCGGGUGUCGCUGACCGGCGCAGAUCCUCGCUACGCCUGAGGGAGGCCGCAACUUUCUUGGUAAACUACGGGUCGAGGGUCUAAAACUGCUAGAUCUUACGUGACAGUUGCACUAGUACUGAGUUUGGCUUCCAACUGGAACAAGAUAAACAAUCACUGAGCUGUCUCUUUCUGUUCUGACAUGCUCCACAUUUUGUAAAAAAAUUACAACAAUUAGAUGCUUUUGUCCAAAGCAGUUCACCAUUUUUCUUCAGUGUCUCCUUCCAGGGAGCCAGAGAUCAAACCACCAACCAACCCACAUGAGCUACAGUCGCUUCCAUGCUUUCAUGCUUAUGUGGCCAUACAUUUGAUAUUGUUCCAGGGGAACAUAUACAACAACAAAUAGGAAUAGCAAAGAAAGGUGGAUGGAUGAAAGAAUAAAUACCAGCACAUAGUGUACAGUGACGUAAUAUGUCUUAAGUCAAGCAAGAUUCAGUUGUUUUGGUCGGAUUUUGGAGCUGGAGCAGGAGAAGGAACUGGGAGACCAGCAACAAAACGUCUCACAGACUCCAUUUUCUAUGGAGUGACUGGAGGAUGAAGCUCGCUGAGUCACAAAUGUGAAGCUCAUCAGAUGCUGAGCUGAUAGAUUCAAGGAUUAAUGGUUUCAGUCUCAACAAAAUCAAAGAAUGACUCUUGGACUGCACAAAAUGUAGCACUCCGACAUUCUUUAUGGAAUUAUAAAGCUUGCUUGCAAAUGAAAAUGAAAACCAGCUGUUUAAUUUAAUGUGAGCAAAAAUGAAUACAUAUUUGAAAUCCAAAUGCUAAAACCCAGCUUUAGCAUUUUUUAUUUCAUCCAAAUGCAAAUGCAAAGUCAACUUUACAUGUCAUUACAAUAUCUUCCAUGAGAAAAUUCAGAUUCAAAUGAAUGCAGUUAACGUUAUGUGCUUACUAUGCUAUCCAAACAAUCCAUUACAGUUAUGAUGCCCUCUGCUUCCUCUCACUGUAUUUCUGCUAUUCUUAUUCUGUCUUCUCCUUCUGGUAAUUUCUCAUGCUCCAUCAGAUGUUGGGUUUACUGGCCUUAUUAGCUUUUCCGGUUGGAUUUAAUUUUGAAUACGCCUCGUCUAGAUUCUCCUCCUCACAAGAAUGUAGAAAUGAAGCCGCAAAGGAAGGAGUUAAUUUGCAUUUAGGCAGGUUUGAUGUAUAUAUCCAGCAAAAUUAUUAUAUAAAUGCAACAAAUGUUUAAUUCAUGAAACAAAUCUGAUUAUGAAAUGUUUAAUGGCACAUUAACUGAUAAUGUUUUACACAAAUUAUGAUUUUAUUAAUGAUAAAGUUUAAAUAGUUUGUCCAUUAAUUAAAUUUUUGACAGGUUUGUGUUGAAGGGCAGAAGAACAUUAAAAUUUCCCUACCAACAUUAUACUAAAUGUCGUGGUAAAACAAAAAAAGAAAGAAAAUGACUAUGUAAACUGGGCUUUUGCAUUUGCAUUAUGUCAAAACAUAAAAAUUAAAUCUAAUUAAAAAUGUGAAUGCUAAUGAAUUAUAUAACUGACUUGAAACUGAUGCCUAUUUUUGCUAUAUUUUUUUUAUGUUGUGCUGACAUAAGGGGGAAUAAUCUGAAUUUUUCAUCACUUGUUUGUUACAUUUCAUUUUGCACACUCCAUCUACAUCCACAUCAUGUGCUCGGACUAUUUAGGAACCUGAGCCGAUAUGCUGCAGCAUUUUGAUACUGUUAAAUCAUACAUUUUUUUUUUAUGCAGACCACCUGAGUUUGUGACUGACCUGGACUGGAUUAAUUAUUGUUUGAAUCACUUUUAAUUGACUAAUCCAUACGGGAAUUUGUUUGAUUUGUUCCAGUUUUGCUGGAUAUAUAUGUAUAUAAUACAGUAUGGUUUUUCUUUAAACUGUCCUUUACUUUAAUUCAAUAGCAGUUAUCAACAACUGAAUGAUGGUGAAAGAGGAACAAGACAAUGGAUGUUAUGAAGAGAUGGGAUGUCACAUUUCUGCAAAGGAACCCCCUCUGAUGAAAUAAGGAUUAUCAUUCCCUAUUAGGCUGUGAAGAUGUGCAUAUAUUUGUUUUUGUUGUAUAAUAUUUGGGACAGGAGAGGGUCUUGUCAGCUUAUGUUCCUUAUAUCAUUGUGUUUAUUGAAGACAGGUUGGAAAAUUAUGUGUUUAAUUGUCUCCCCACAGAGAUGACACUUUGUCUGAAAAAAUAAAGUAAAGAAAACGGAUGGGAACAAACUUAUAUAUAAGUAUUUUUGCCCUUUUUUGUGAACAAUAAGAAACGGAUAAAAGCUUCCUGUAACCUAAAAAAGAACACAGCAAAAAUAAGAUAAGCCGGGAUGUAAAUUCAGAGGAACAAAGCUGACAAAGUAAUUAUUUUCUAAAAUUAUUAAAACGACUAAAAAAACUAAUUCAAACACCCAGCGGAGAACUGAACUGCCCCACUUCCUUGUCUCUUUCAUCUGUUUUUCUGAAAAGACAUAAUAGCAGUUUAUAAUAGAGUUUUCUAUUCAUAUUCCAAUCUAAAUGGACAUCUUGAUGUUGCACGGGACAGUAGCAUUUUAGCAGGUUCUUAUUUUAAUCCAGAUAAAACUCAUCAUUUUAUUCAACACUCCAUUUCCCAUGAGCUAUUAAGACCUCAUGAGAGCUGUUAGUUGUUUAAUGCUGCCAUAUGAGCAUUAAUAAGUAAUGCGAUCGCAUGUUAAAUAGAAAUGUAUUAAUUAAGCGUAGUCCAUUGAGUUAUGGAUAAUGACAUUAAGAGGUUUGCAAGUAAGAUCAGUAAGAGGAGUUAAUGGACUGAGAAUUUAAAAAUGUAGACUAAAUAUGUGACAGUAAAGUUUUGGUCUUCCGUUGUACCAUUAAGAGGCAUCUGAUGGUUCCCAAAUUCAUUCUGAAGCAUGACAAUGACCCCAAAAGUGUACCAAGGAGAAGUUGUGGUGUUUUAAAGACAAAGGGUGAUUACACCAAAUACUGAUUUUACUUUGUUUUGUUUUUGUUUACCUUGUUGCAAGCAAAUUGAUAAAUGAAAGCUAUUCAUGGCAUUAUCUUCAACGCAUUCUCAAAUUUGCAGAGUACUUUUAUGUUUAAAUAUGUGGAAUUUGAUUUUAAAAAGUGCUCACUUUAUGAAAUAAAGUGCUGAUUUUGAUGUGUGCCUCUUAGGCAUAUUAAACCUUGGCACAAAUUCAUUGUCAAGAGAAGAGGCUGAUUAUUUCAUCUCGUCAUUUGUUUGUGCAGCUGUUUGUGGUAAACGUGUCUGUUAUCACGCUACAACAUGUCUUUUCUGUUUUCUUCCCACAUUUCUUUCAUCACUUAUUUUGGCUGCACCUGCGGCGCUCAGCAUCCUUCCAUGGCAGGUGCCCUGCCCUUGGACCAAGGUGCGCCCCUAGCGACACGUUGAUGGACACAGCGGCCAACCAAUAGGAAACGUCCCUUGCCUCAG